AAAUAUUUAAUAAGUAUUCCAUUGUAUUCCCGUAAUAAAAAAGUAUUUCACUGUAUUAUUUUAAUAAAUAAAUUCGAAAUAUUUACAUUGAUUCUUAUAAUUUAAGGCAUAUCUGUGUGAAUAGUGUUAAUGAUUGAGAAGUGAGGGAUAUUUAUAGUGAGAGAGAAAGAUAAAGUAUAAAUAGAUUUGGAUGAUAUAAGAAACGAGUGUCUUGCACGUUUUAACUGUUUUUAGAGAAAGAGAAAGAAAUGAGAAGGUGUUAUGUUGUGUUGGAAGAAGACGAGGUGGUGAGUGAUAAUAACAUUUUCAUUCAUUAAUCCAUACAACACUCUCUCUCUUUAGAUUAGGUUUCAUUUUUUUCUCUGAUGCCCUUUUCUCUCUCUAAGCUCUACGGGAUUCCUCCUGAGAAACUCACCUCAGAAGGUCCUGUUCCUAUUCUAAGGGAAGGAAUUAUAGCAUGAGUUUGGCGGACCCAGAAUUCUUUGAGGAAGGUUCGGCUCUUCUUGAGCCUCCUGAUCCAGAUGUUGUUGAAAUUGACCCUACUUGUCGUUACCUUAGGUAUAAGGAAGUCAUAGGCAAAGGAGCUUUCAAGACUGUUUAUAAGGCAUUUGAUGAAGUCACUGGGCUUGAAGUUGCGUGGAGCCAAGUUCGGAUUGACGAGGUAUUACAAUCACCAGGUGACCUAGAAAGGCUCUAUUCAGAAGUGCAUCUCUUGAGGUCGUUGAAGCACAGUAACAUUAUAAGGUUCUACAAUUCCUGGAUUGAUGACAAGCACGGGAAUGUUAACAUGAUUACCGAGUUGUUCACCUCAGGGAGCCUCAGACAGUACCGUAAGAAACACAAGAAGGUUGACGUGAAAGCUGUUAAAGGAUGGGCGAGACAGAUUUUAAUGGGUUUAGUCUACCUCCACAAUCACAAUCCACCUAUUAUACAUAGGGAUGUCAAGUGUGAUAACAUAUUUAUAAAUGGUCAUCAAGGAGAAGUUAAGAUUGGAGAUCUGGGGUUGGCAACUCUCUUGAAGCAGAAUAAUGCCAAGAGUGUAAUUGGAACUCCGGAGUUUAUGGCGCCUGAACUGUACGACGAAGAUUAUAAUGAAUUAGCCGACAUAUAUUCUUUUGGAAUGUGCAUGCUGGAGUUGGCUACUUCUCAGUAUCCUUAUAGAGAAUGUAGAAACUCAGCUCAGAUAUACAAGAAAGUUUCAUCUGGCAUAAAGCCAGUUUCUCUUUCUACGAUCAAAGAUCCAGAAAUAAAAUCAUUUAUUGAGAAAUGUCUUGUCCCAGCAUCUCAAAGAUUAUCAGCAAAGGAGCUUCUGAUGGACCCUUUUCUUGAAGUGAAUUUUUCAGUAAAGAAUCGUCCUCUUCCAUUACCAGAUAUUGUUCUACCUAAAUUCGGAGGCUUUGAAAAUCGUUGUCUAAUGUCAGAAGGUCCUGCUAGUGCACGUAUUGGAUCCAGUUCAAUGGAACUUGGUGAUACCAAUGAGCAACCAGUGAUCACUGUAUCUUAUAAUUCUGUCGAUGAUGCACCACCUUCUCCAUGUGUUGAGAUACGAAGGUUGAUGGGAGUUGAUAGAUUUUUUCUCAAAGGUGAAGCAAAUGACACGAAUUCUAUAUCAUUAGUGCUCCGGAUAAUUGAUCAGGGUGGGCGAGCAAGAAAUAUCCAUUUCAUAUUCUACCUCGACAGUGAUACGGCCAUGUCAGUGUCAAGUGAAAUGGUUGAGCAACUUGAACUUGCCGAGCAUAAUGUUAAAUUCAUCGCCGAGUUGAUUGAUUUGUUAUUGACAACAUUGAUUCCUGAUUGGAAACCUUGUGUAGCGAUUGACCACUUAAUUUCUCCAAAUGGUAGACGAACUCAUAUGAGCCAACAGAAACAACUCUCACAAUUGGCAAAGUACAAACAAAACUCAAUAGAUUCUAGCCAAAUCAUGAGGGAAUAUGUAGGUCCCUCAACCUCACAUGAGAGAUUAGCUGAAAAAGAAAACAUUGAUAAUAUGAAUUUUGAAGAUGUUUUCUCCCAUGCAAGCAUUGGUCUUCAAAGAACAACAAAGACAGAUGAUUUGUAUUCUAUGACAUCAUAUACUUCAGCAACAUCUGACUACAAUGAUAAGAAUUUUUCUACAGUUUCAUUCAUGUCUGCUAGGUCAGGAUUCACAGACUUCAACUUUCCUACCGUAAAUGGGUGGGGGAGCCAAUCCUCGCUUGCAUCUGAAAUCGGGGCAUCCUAUGAUAAAAAGAGCAAGUUUCCAUGCAUGGAAAACAACAAUUAUCCCCUUAGUACUUCCUCAUUUCAUGAAGCUGAGGAUGAGUUAAGAAUAGAGUUAGAGAAGAUUGAACGACAAUAUCAAGAGGCAAUGAAAGAUUUAUGCAAAAGAAGACACGACGCCAUGAUGGAGACCAGAAAGAGGCUAUCACAAAAAAAUUCAAUCAUAGAAUAAUUUAAUUAGUCUUUUUAAAUUACCAUUUGUUUUUAUCUCUUGUUCAUAACCUUGGAAGUUACAACUGUAAAUAGUUUUUUGUGGAUGAAAAGGUUCACUUUUUAGUUAUUAUGGCAUGCAUUUUUCUUUGCCAAACAUAUAUACGACAAGGUUGAAUUUAGUAAUUUAGUUUGAUAUAAUUUUGUUGCUUA
Molecule: messenger RNA, 2622 nt
Organism: Medicago truncatula (barrel medic)
Lineage: Eukaryota; Viridiplantae; Streptophyta; Magnoliopsida; Fabales; Fabaceae
Product: probable serine/threonine-protein kinase WNK6
Exons: 8
Coding region: 458-2431 (657 amino acids)
Biological process (GO): protein phosphorylation
Molecular function (GO): protein kinase activity; ATP binding
Source: RefSeq, a predicted model, not a curated record